Messenger RNA from Culex pipiens pallens (northern house mosquito), 1842 nucleotides. Its product is annotated as sensory neuron membrane protein 1-like. The coding region runs from base 134 to 1771 and encodes 545 amino acids. Gene Ontology annotation, cellular component: membrane; cytoplasm. Gene Ontology annotation, molecular function: scavenger receptor activity. The transcript has 7 exons. Lineage: Eukaryota; Metazoa; Arthropoda; Insecta; Diptera; Culicidae. The record is from RefSeq and is a predicted model, not a curated record.
UCGGAUCGGAUGGUGUUGCGAAAACCGGAAGUGGAGUAAUUUGUAGCAGGAUUUUUUGUUGUUGCUGUUGCGUGAAACAGGAUUUAUCCGGUGUUGGUCAAGGAAGUGAAGCAAAAAACUAAGGAUUCCAACCAUGAAGCUUGAUGAGUUGAAUUUCAAGAAAAUUGCCAUCAUUUGUGGCUGUACGCUGGUGGGAGGGCUCACCUUCAGCUUCGGACUGUUUCCGAUGAUCCUGAAGUUUAUGCUGAAGCAGAAUGUGCUGCUCAAACCGGGCACCCAGAUGCGCUGGAUGUUCGAGAAGAUGCCCUUCCCGCUGGACUUCAAGAUCCACCUGUUCAACGUGACCAAUCCGGACGAGGUCAUGAAGGGCGGCAAGCCCAAGAUCCGGGACGUGGGACCGUACUACUUUGAAGAAUGGAAGGAAAAGUUCGACACCGAGGACGACCUGGAGGAGGACACGCUGAGCUUCACGCUGCGCAACACGUGGAUCUUCCGGCCGGACAUAUCGGCACCGUUGACCGGCGACGAGAUGAUUACGGUGCCCCACCUGCUGGUGCUGGGAGUGUUUCUGUCGGUGCAGCGCGAUCGCGAAGAGAUGAUGCCGCUGAUUUCGUCCGGGAUGAAGAUCAUUUUUGACCCGCUGGAUUCGGCGUUCAUGACGGUGCGCGUGAUGGACCUGCUGUUUGACGGCAUCCCGGUGGACUGCGGCAGCGAGGAGUUUGCGGCCAAGGCCGUCUGCUCGGGGAUGGAAUCGGAGGGCGCGGUGGCACCGCUGAACGAGACGCACGUCAAGUUUUCGAUGUUUGGAAUGCGCAACGCAACGGAUGCAGGUCGUUGGGUUGUGUACCGUGGCGUCAAGAACAUCGGGGAUCUGGGUCGGAUCGUGAGCUACAACGGCGAACCCGAGAUGGACAUUUACGAUGGGGACGAGUGCAACCAGUACAUCGGUACGGAUUCUACCAUUUUCCCACCAUUUCUAACGAAACAAGACCGUCUAUGGGCGUGGGCUCCAGAAAUCUGUCGAUCGUUGGGUGCUCACUACAUCGGCAAGUCCAAAUACGCCGGAAUGCCGAUGAGCUUGUUCAAGCUGGACUUUGGAGAUUUGAAGAACGAACCGGAAAAUCACUGCUUCUGUCGCGAUCCACCGGAGGAUUGUCCUCCGAAGGGAACCAUGGACCUGAGCAUGUGCAUAGGAGUUCCCAUUCUGGGCUCCAAACCGCACCUUCUGGAUGCCGAUCCAAAGCUGCUGGAGGGGGUCGAUGGGCUGGAACCGAACGAGGCCGAGCAUGACGUGUUCAUUCACUUUGAAUUGCAUUCGGGAACUCCGGUUUCGGGCGCUAAAAAGUUGCAGCUAAAUUUGGAGGUGGAACCCAUUCGGGACCACGAGGUUCUGGGCAAUCUACCGACGGUGGUGCUGCCGAUGAUUUGGGUCCAGGAAGGGGUCUCCCUGAACAAAACUUGGACUAACCAGCUGAAGUAUCAACUGUUUUUAGGUCUCAAGUUCAACGCCACCGUCAAGUGGAUGACCAUCAUCAUCGGAACGCUAGGUUCGAUCGGAGCUGGGUUCAUGCACUAUAAGCGAACGUCCCAGGUCACUCAGGUUGAGCAGGUCGCCAAGAGCGAAGGAGGAGGGCGGUUCAUCUCUGUUAGUGCGGCCACCACCGAGGAGGGUAAAAAUGGGGGCGGUAAUCUACCGGCGGUUCUCGACGGGCUUGACCCCUCGGGGAUCUCAAAAGGAAUGGGGGAUCCGGCGCAAAAGGAGCGAUACUGAGCGAUGCUAGUGCUACAGAAAAAUAUAUCUUCACUUGUGUCCCAUCUUGUGAAACGUCUGCUGCAAAAAAU